AUGUCUUCAGAUUAUUCGACUGUAAAAGAAGUCAUCCUCUAAAUGUUGGCAAGUCCUACAUGGAAAAAUCAAUACAAUUCCUUUGUUGACGAGUAUUGCAUCUAUUUCGACGACGACGAAGAAUAAUCAAUUCAAUAAAAUAAUCUAUUCAAGCAAUUUCAAACUGAAAUGGCUGCCAUCUACGACUCCUUCUUCAGUUCCCUAGGAUUAGAUAAUUCUGAUGAAUUACAAAUAUAGGUAACUAUUUAUUUGCAAAACUGUUUAAAGAUUAUCAAGGAAAUUCUUAAUAGUGAUGGCGAUGAAGAAGUAGAUAUCCAAUAGUUACUGGCCUUGGGAGACUUUUAGGUUUUCAAAGCAGAAAUGUCUUUUUAAAAUAAACGCAGAGAAAUGGCAGCCUAUCAAUAAUUAGUUGAUGAUGAAGAAGAUGAAGAAGAAGUAGAAUAAUAAGAAGAGGAAGAACAAGACCCUAAGGAAGAAGAAGACUCUAAGGCAGAAUAAAUCCAAAAGAUGCAAAUUUUGAAAAUCAAAUUGGAGUACGAAUAACUUCAAGAAGAACUUCAGUUACAAUAGGCUAUGCAGAUUUCACUUGAUACUCCAAAUCAAAAGAAAUUAGAAUAAAUUUCACAAUUACUAGGGGAAGUAUUUGCAAGGUUAUAAAUUCUCUAAAUAGAAGAAAUGCUACAGUAAAAUUAAUAAAUGGCUUAAAAUAAUGAUAGAAAAUCAAAAUUAAUUGCUCAACUCAAUAACCUUCCACUCCUAGAUUUGGCCAAAGAGCGAGAAAUAUUUACAUAAUUUAAAUUAGAUUUUGCCAAAAUCUGA
Molecule: messenger RNA, 819 nt
Organism: Paramecium tetraurelia
Lineage: Eukaryota; Ciliophora; Oligohymenophorea; Peniculida; Parameciidae
Exons: 3
Cellular component (GO): ciliary base; axoneme
Source: RefSeq, a predicted model, not a curated record